AAAUUUAUUUUCAAAAAUAAAUGAAUUUUCUUUAAAAAAAAAAAAUUAUCUUUAAAAGUAGAAAGAAGAAGAAAAAAAAAAUUUUUUGAAUGCAUACUUCAACAAAUCCAUUUUUAAACGAUACAACACCAAUACCCUCAACCAAAACUUCCCCAAUAUCACCAACAAAAAUGUACCCAGCUAAUGCAUAUUUAAAUGAAAAACGUUCACCAUCACCAACAUUUGUUAAUAUUACAUCACCAUUUGAUUAUCCAACACCAACUAAAGCCCACCUUCCAGCAAUAAAUCAUCAUCCAACCUCUUUAAAAUUUGCAAAAACUAGAGAUUUAAUAUCAAAAUCAAAUCAAUCAUCACCCAUACCAAUAGAUCAAACUGAAUUAAUAUUUCCUGAUGACGCUUAUCGGAUAGAAUUUUGCAUGCCAUCAAAUCAUGUAAUUUGUAAAUGUCCUCCAACUUCAGCUGAUAUUCUAUUUCAUCAUCAACAACAACAGCAACAGCAGCAUCUUCAACAACAACAACAACAUAUACAACAUCAACCGCAUCAUCAGCACCAUCACAGUAGUAAUACAACAAAAUCUCGAAGGAAAACAAAAUCAAAAAAUGAGAUUAGCAAUCAUCAGCAUAGAUGGCGAACGAAAAAAUGUCCUGAAAUUCCCAUUACAAACUGUCAAGAAAUUAUUAAUGUUGAAAAUUAUUGUGCACCGACAAACCCUUCACAAACAACUUCAGCAGCAGCAAUGUUACAUCAUCAUUCGACAUCAAUGAGAAAUCAUCAUCAUCCACCACCGCCAGUUUAUGAUGUUUAUUCGUAUGCAUAUUUAGAGCCACCGCCACCGCAACCACCAACUAUGCAACAGCAACAACAAUUUAAAUCGCAAAAAUCAUCUAGUCCCGUUUCAUGUUUACCAGCAACACCAUCAACUUCAUAUGCACAUCAGCCGCCACCAUUAUAUGAUGGCCGAGGACCAUCAACAUCAUCUGGUUCAACUUCAUCGUCAACAUCACAGCAUGGUAAAACACCAUCUAGAAGUUCAAUAAAAGCUUUAUUAGCAAAAAGUUUUCGUUCACGAGCCAAUGGUUUUUCAAAUUCUAUAAUAAGAUCACGUUCAACAUCUGCUACAGCUGGUAAUAGUGCUGGCGUUACAAAUGGUGUUAAUUGCAAUGGAAACGGUUCAACAGAUCCAUUGGAUAAAUAUACAUACACGACACGUUAUGGUACCACAGAAAAUCUAUACGAAGAAGUUAAUGAAGAAAAAAUUCGUGAAAUUUUAUCGGCCGAUGGAAUUGAUUUACAAUCGCCAGGAGGUUCACCAGGUCAUACAGUAAUUACACCAUCGCCACCGAUUAGUUCAAAAGAAGAACAACGUCGUGUACAAAAUAAUCAUUUUCGAAUAUUAGAUGAAUUAAAUUUAUCAUUGGAAGCUUUAAUAAUGCCAACAACUCCACCCGAUAUAAGUCCAUCCGAAGAGAAUUGUAAUGAAACCGGUAAUGGUGGUUUAAGUGGUAGCAAAAGCGUAGAAAAUAUUUCAAGUACCUUAAAAUCAUUAGAUUUGAAAAGUCAUAAAAAUAAUGAUGUUGAUAGUGGUUAUAGUGUAAGUUCUGGCAGUAAUAUAACAUCAUUAUUUUAUAAAGAAAAUUUUAAAUUUGGUAAAAAAAUAAUGGCAAGUGCAAAACGUUCAGCAACAUUAUCAGCUAAAAAAUCAAAUAUGAAUCAAUCAAAAUGUUAUAAUGAACAUCCUGGAAUUGCUAUGACAUUAAUUAGUCCAUCGUCACCAUUUAAAUCAAUGAAAAAAUUCUUUGAUGCUGGACAAUUACAAAAAACAACAAUUGUUGAUGAUGAAAGUGGUAGCAGUGGUGGUGGAAUAGGUGGUGUAAGCAGUAAUAAAAUGAAAAAUAAAUUUUGGACAAUAAGACAAUGAAAAUUUACCAUGGAAUGGAAUUUUAUUUGAAUAGCCGAGAACGAAACGUUAUUUAACAUUAUUUUAAUUAUGAAAAUUUGAAAAAUUUGAAAAUUAUAAUUAUUUUUAAGAAUGGUUUAUCAAAAGAAAAAUUAAGGAAAAUAUGGAAGGUGUAUAAAAUCUUUAAAUUAAUAAUGUAUGUACAUAGCAUAUACGUAUAUUUCAAUUUAAAGAGAACGUGUUUUUUUUUCUAAAAAAAAAAGAAAGUUCAAUCUUUAAAAAUUCUGCUUGUAACUUAGCUGUGAUAUGUAAUAAUGUUU
This is a messenger RNA of Condylostylus longicornis, 2218 nucleotides long. RefSeq names its product probable serine/threonine-protein kinase MARK-A. NCBI's taxonomy places the organism in Eukaryota, Metazoa, Arthropoda, Insecta, Diptera, Dolichopodidae. The transcript is spliced from 5 exons. The coding region runs from base 90 to 1919 and encodes 609 amino acids. The record is from RefSeq and is a predicted model, not a curated record.